GCGCUUUGUAAACAUAAAUUUCCAUGAAGGUGGGUUUUUUUUGGCCUGUUAAUAAUUUCCAUUUCCAUAAUUUUUAUUGGAAAAAUAAAAAUUUGGUUGUUAUUGUUUAAUACCUUGUUUAUUCAACAACGUUUUUUGUCUGAGAAAAUGCCUAUAAGUGGAUAUUCCAGUAAAACAGCACUAGAGUACAAUCAUAUACAACUUGACUAGAUAUUUUUUGCAAAAAGACAUUUUCUGUUUUUGUGUUGUUAAUUUCCAGCAGUUUAAUUGCUUAAAAUACGAUGGCAGAACAAGGCCCUAGAAAGCCCCAGCUUAUCAAAAUGGACUUCCCUUUUCGUCCAAUAAGCGGGGCACAAUCCUCAGAUAAAGCUGGACUCGCGUCUACAUCUGUUAGACCGAAAAUGAGCUUGCCAGUCGUUGCACCAAAACCUAAAGAUCCUGCCAUUACUAGAACUCCAGAAACAAAACUAAAAAUGUCCCAUUCGAUAAACGCGACUGGUAAAUUGCAAAUUGGCGGCACCACUUACGAUUUCACCUCUGACGAUUUGCAAGAUUUAGGGGAAAUCGGACGUGGUGGUUUUGGUACCGUCAACAAAAUGGUGCACCGCAAAACCAGUACGACAAUUGCAGUUAAACGAAUCCGUUCUACAGUGGAUGAAAAAGAGCAAAAGCAACUGCUUAUGGAUUUGGAUGUUGUCAUGAAAAGUAACGAGUGCAAUUAUAUUGUCCAGUUUUAUGGGGCAUUAUUUAAAGAGGGUGAUUGUUGGAUAUGCAUGGAGGUAAUGGACACUUCUUUGGAUAAAUUCUACAAAUUCAUCUACGAAAGAUUAGAUCAAAGGAUACCUGAGCCCAUAUUAGGAAAAAUUGCUUUGGCCACAGUCAAAGCACUGAAUUAUCUCAAGGAGGAAUUGAAAAUUAUUCACAGAGAUGUAAAGCCAAGCAAUAUUUUAUUAGACAAAAACGGUAAUAUUAAGUUGUGUGAUUUUGGUAUAUCUGGACAACUGGUUGACUCAAUAGCAAAAACUAAAGAUGCUGGUUGUAGACCUUAUAUGGCGCCAGAACGUAUUGAUCCUCAAACAGCCAAAGGUUACGAUGUCCGCAGUGACGUUUGGUCAUUAGGUAUAACCCUAAUGGAGGUAGCUACUGGUCAUUUUCCCUACAAAAGAUGGUCCAGUGUUUUCGAUCAACUUCACGAAGUUGUUAACGGAGAUCCUCCACGUUUGGCUACAAAUAGCAACGCUAAUACAUUCACUGCGGAGUUUGUGAAUUUUGUCAACACUUGCUUGAUUAAGCAGGAAAAUUUGCGACCCAAAUAUAAUAAGCUCCUACAGGAUCCGUUUAUAUUGAGGGCGACACAGGAGAGGGUGGAUGUUGCUGCUUAUGUUACGGAAAUAAUGGACGAAAUGACUAAUAAUGGUAUCAGUGCUUUUACUACUAAUUUGCAAGAGUGCUAGUGGUAAAAGGAGAUUGUGCCAAUAUAAAUAUAUGUUGUUGAAAAUAGAUUAGAAGAGGAAGGAUUUGAUUGGAGUGCAAAAUAUGACUUAAUAGGAGUUUGUUGACUUUUUAGUGCUGACGACCUUAUUGAUUGUUAUUGUUAAUACUAUAUUAGUUAGUUCCUCUUUUUACUUAAAAAAAUACCUACUAGAAAAACCCGUAUAUUAGCCAUUUUAGAUGUUCAAUCAAUCAAGUGGAAAAUGUUUUGCCUCCUAUGAUAGUUUCUGGACUUAGUGCUGCAAGGAAUUAUUUUAAUUAUUGUAUUAUUUAUUUAUUGUUUAUUAUAUAGGAGGUUUCCUGUAUUUGUUGAUGCAAAUACAAGCAAUAAACGUAUUUAUUAAUUAUUGUGUAUAUUUAAGUAAUUUUUGGUCACAACAACUAUUUGAUUAUUGUACAUUAUUAAGUAAUAUACAAGUUUCUUAUACAUAUUGUCACAAAUAUAUAAUUUUUUUUUUUUUAGCCCAUAUACUUAAAUAAAAUCACUGUUUUUUCAAUAUUUCAAACAAUUUUAUUUGUCCUUUAUAAAGAGGCUAAAAUAUAAAACAUAUAAAUAAAUAUUUAAGGAAAAACAUUAUUGGUAUGUUUUGAAGGUACAUACAAUAAAUCUUUGGGACUUACAAUCUAUAUAAUACUUAAGGACUUAUAUUAACAAUUAUUAUUGCAAGAAAAAAAUAUUAAUAUCUAUCACGUUUUGGAAAGGGACAAUAAUAAUUAUUAGACACUUCAAUAACAUUUUACUCAACUACUCCAAGCUCUACAAAAACUGAUAAAUCAACACAACAAACUGAUAGAUCCAUUGUCAGCACCCAAAAGUAGCAAUCUAUUCAAAGGCAACAUUCCCAUAGAAGUCAGCACUCCCUUGAAAGUAUCUCCACGUAAUUUAGUGCUGCUAUAACUUGCAUCUGGUGCUAUUUCAGUGUGAACCCCCACUCGGUUAGCUGUGGUAGCACUCACCAAUUCAGUUCCGUCGUAAACGCAAAGACAAUGCGC
This is a messenger RNA of Ceutorhynchus assimilis (cabbage seed weevil), 2484 nucleotides long. The record is from the annotation of a GenBank genome assembly. NCBI's taxonomy places the organism in Eukaryota, Metazoa, Arthropoda, Insecta, Coleoptera, Curculionidae.